UGUUUACCAGAAUUACCAGCUUACCAGGAGACACCCGAAUCUCUAGAAACUAAAAACUUGCUAAACCUUUCAAUCUCUUGCCACUGGUUCGCUGCUCGCUGGCAUCACACACCCUCGUGCAACCAAUCCACAUGUCCUCACCAUUCCCCUUACCGCCUUCGUCGGUACCCAAUGCGACCUCUCCCGCCGACGACGAGGGCAACUCGCUACCUAUAGGACGAGGGAUCAACCUACCGAUCUUGGAUCCUCUCGGCUUUACGAGCAAUCAGACCGGGAACCUCUCUUCCGGAAUCAUUCCUGGUGUCAGGAUCACUGCACCCCGGGAUGACGAGGCGGAAGAAGAAGGCACGGCGAGGCGAGGUGGACGAAGGAGACUUCGAGAAGAUCUCGACAAUGUGCCGCGAGUCAAGGAUACAACAGGCGAAAAGGUCAUGGAGCGAUUUGCGAGUUUCCUCGAGAGUUUCACCGAGACUAUCAGUCUUGCCAACCCGACUCCUACACCGGGUUCUGUGCCCGCUUCGAACACCAACCACGAAGAGUCUCGUUAUUAUGUUGAGCAGAUCAAGGCUAUGAAGGACUACGAGCUCACCACGCUCUACGUCGAUAUGCUUCAUCUUCUGGAGAGGGAGGAAGUACUCGCAAGAGCCAUUCGCAGCCAAUACUACCGGUUCUUGCCAUACUUACGAAGAGCCGUCCAAGCCCUGGUCAGACGAUAUGCACCUACAUAUCUCUAUGUGUCCACAUCCGCAAAUGCCACCGCGGCCACCCGCAGUGCUGCAGGAUCCAGCUCGAACCCCGCCCUCAUCACACGUGACUUCAACAUCGCUUUCUACAACAUGCCCUUGGUCAAUUCCAUCCGCGACCUCAAAAUGGAUAAGAUCGGCCAACUCAUGAGCAUUAGUGGGACCGUUACUCGAACCAGUGAAGUGCGACCGGAGCUUGUCGCCGGUACCUUCCGCUGUGAAGAGUGCAAGACUAUCAUCAGCGACGUAGAGCAGCAGUUCAAGUUCACCGAGCCAAACCUGUGCCCGAACGCAACCUGUUCUAAUCGGGUCUCUUGGCAAUUGCUUAUAGAGCAGUCGAAAUUCUCCGAUUGGCAAAAAGUGCGGAUUCAAGAGAACGCCAACGAAAUCCCAACAGGAUCGAUGCCGCGAUCACUCGACGUGAUACUGAGGUCUGAAAUCGUCGAAAAAGCCAAAGCAGGCGACAAGUGUGUCUUUGUGGGGGCUUUCAUCGUGGUGCCCGAUGUCAGUCAAUUGGGUUUGCCUGGAGUCACAGCCGAAAUGAUGAGGCAAAAUCAAGGAGGGCGUUCCGGUCGGGACGUAGGCGGUGUCGCCAACCAGGGAGUAACAGGACUUAAGUCAUUGGGAGUUCGAGACUUAAUGUAUAAGACUGCCUUCCUUGGAUGUAUGGUCCAACAAGCAGAUGCACGCGGUGCAAGCGGGCCUAGAGGUGAUCUCGAGAACGGAGAAGAAGAUCAGGAUGGCUUCUUGAACUCGCUCACACAGCAAGAGGUCGACGAAUUGAAGAACAUGGUCAACGCCGAUCACAUCUAUCAACGUCUCGUAUCGAGUAUUGCGCCUACCGUUUAUGGUCAUGAAAUCGUCAAGAAGGGUAUCCUGCUUCAACUCAUGGGUGGUGUGCACAAGCAAACUUCCGAGGGUAUCAACUUACGAGGAGAUAUCAACGUUUGCAUCGUUGGCGACCCCAGCACAAGCAAAUCUCAAUUCUUGAAAUACGUGUGCGGCCUUGUGCCACGCGCGGUCUACACUUCUGGCAAAGCAUCGUCUGCGGCAGGUCUGACAGCAGCUGUAGUUAAGGACGAAGAAAGUGGAGAGUUCACCAUCGAAGCUGGCGCAUUGAUGCUUGCCGACAACGGUAUCUGUGCCAUUGACGAAUUCGACAAGAUGGAUAUUGGCGACCAGGUCGCCAUUCACGAAGCGAUGGAGCAACAGACGAUAUCAAUAGCCAAGGCCGGAAUUCAGGCGACUUUGAACGCUCGCACGUCUAUCCUUGCAGCAGCCAAUCCCGUAGGAGGUCGAUACAACCGCAAGAUGAGCUUGAGGGCGAACGUGGCGAUGAGUGCGCCCAUCAUGUCCAGGUUCGACCUGUUCUUCGUUGUGCUCGACGAGUGCAACGAAAACGUCGACUUGAAUAUCGCCCAGCACAUUGUCAACGUGCAUAGAUUCCGUGACGAUGCGAUCACCCCAGAGUUUAGUACCGAAGCUCUACAGAGGUAUAUCCGAUACGCUCGGACCUUCAAACCGAAGCUUACAUCAGCUGCUUCAGCCGUUCUUGUCGACAAAUAUCGGUCCUUGCGACAGGAUGAUGGCGGUGGACCGGGCCAAAACUCGUACCGAAUCACUGUGCGACAGCUCGAGAGCAUGAUUCGACUCAGCGAAGCUAUUGCUCGGGCGAAUUGCCAGAACGACAUCACGCCAAGUAUGGUUCGUGAAGCAUACGCCUUGCUACGACAGUCUAUUAUUCACGUCGAGCAAGACGACAUUGACUUUGAGGACGAUACGGAUGACGUCCUGCCCGCGCCUGAAGAAGGGCCCGAGGGAGUCGUCACCGAGGCCGACGUCGACAUGGCAGAUAUCGCCGCUGCCGAAGCGGCAGAAGCCACAUACAACGCCUCAAGUCUGUUGAAUGGAGCCUCUAGCUCGGCACCAGCGGGUUCCGAGGGCGGGGUCAGCAACUCCGGCCCUACCCGCAGUGAAGUACCCCAUGACAGUUUGCCACCGACUCGCAGGAAACUCCGAAUCACUUACAACAAGUACAUGGACAUCAUGAAUUUAUGUGUUCUUCACUUGAGCGACGUGGAACGAACCACCAGCCAAGGCGUAGAUCGAGAAGAAUUGGUGGAAUGGUACCUCGAGCAGAAAGAGCACGAGUUGACAAGCGUCGCCGACCUGGAUGACGAGCGGGAAAUCAUCGGCAAAGCUCUGACCAGGCUCGUCAAGGACAAAUACCUUAUGGAAUUGCGCGGAGCUGUUGGAGACAGCAUCGGCGACGAGACAAUGGAUGCUUCAUCCACAGACCACGCUCAAGUUCACUAUGUCGUCCAUCCCGAGAUCGAUCCAUCGAAUCUCUCCUCUUCUAACACUUUUUGACCGGGUUCAGCCUGGAGCAGACCUGCCAGCCUUCCACUCGAGAAGGAUUACCCUCUCCCGAUCGUGUAGUCCGCGUCCCCUCUUCGAUAAUUUCGUUGUACUCUGCGUCUCAGAGGUCAGGACGAUAACCUGUAAUUCCUGCAAUCGGUCAGAUCCAUUCUGCCUCGGUCGUGUGCGAGUUCGGUGCGGAUGCUUUUCUUCAUGAUCCUUGGAGCGUGACGCGAUGACACCCUCCCCUAGUCUCGCUGGAGGCGAUCGAAGUGUUGGUCUCAUUCCCGACGAUGAUGAAUCACGAUCAAUAAUAUGCCACCU
Messenger RNA from Filobasidium floriforme, 3425 nucleotides. Its product is annotated as putative DNA unwinding-related protein. Gene Ontology annotation, molecular function: ATP binding; single-stranded DNA binding; single-stranded 3'-5' DNA helicase activity. Bases 132 to 3113 code for a protein of 993 amino acids. Lineage: Eukaryota; Fungi; Basidiomycota; Tremellomycetes; Filobasidiales; Filobasidiaceae. The record is from RefSeq and is a predicted model, not a curated record. Gene Ontology annotation, biological process: double-strand break repair via break-induced replication; DNA replication initiation; mitotic DNA replication. The transcript is spliced from 12 exons. Gene Ontology annotation, cellular component: MCM complex; nucleus.